Molecule: messenger RNA, 3664 nt
Organism: Morone saxatilis (striped sea-bass)
Lineage: Eukaryota; Metazoa; Chordata; Actinopteri; Moronidae
Exons: 13
Coding region: 174-1961 (595 amino acids)
Cellular component (GO): meiotic nuclear membrane microtubule tethering complex; nuclear envelope; membrane
Molecular function (GO): protein binding
Source: RefSeq, a predicted model, not a curated record
UGUUGUUGAAGCUGACUCACCUCCACCAGGUGAGUCUCACCCCUCAGGCUCACCUGCACCACCGGAAGUCUUUUUUAGGGGUUUCUCCUCAAAGUCGGAUGUUUGUUUGUUUAUUUGUUCUUCCUGAAAUGAGCUCAUCAAGCAGCCGCAGGUGAAGGUCCAGUGAUGUCAGGAUGCCCCGAGUCCCAGCAGACCCGCCCUCUUCAGGAAGUGACGGAGAGGAAGUGAUGGAUGUGGAGCUGAUUCUGGAUCUGACUGAGUCUCUGCCGGAGGAGGAUGAAGAGGAUGAAGAGGAGGAGACGCAGCAAGGGGACGGCAGCUGGAGCCAGGAUGAAGACCUGCAGGGAUGUGGACAACUGGAGAGGAGGUGGGUCCUCUGGCACGAGUUUAUGAAAGAACACGCCCACCUGGACGCCUGGCUGCGACUGGCUGAGCAGACUGUCAGUUCCCCUAACCCCGCCCACGUCACCUACGUCACUGCGAAGGAGGAACUGAGGAGGUUUGAGCGGCUGCGGUGCGAGGCGGGAGGUUGCCUCGUCCAGUUGGACGAUCUGACUCGGAGGAAUCGAACGCUGACUCGGCUGUUUCAGGGCGCCAUGCAGGCUCGGCUGCUGGCGUCGGCGAGGGAGUGCGGGCGGCGGUGGGACGACGUGAACGCCAAACUGGAAUCCAUCACCGGAAGACUGAAGCUCUUCGUGUCGGAGUGGCGGGAGUUUGAGGCGGAGAGGGAGGAGCUCGAUAUCUGGUUGGCCGACCUGGACGUCCGUCUGUCCGACGUCAAUCACCUGACAGGAAACACCUGCGAGAAGCUGAGACGCCUCCAGUCCUUCCAGCAGUGUGUGUGCGUGAACUCGGGCCGUGUGAACGCCCUCCUGCAGCGUGGCGAGGCGUUGAUCCAGCGCAGCCAACCGAUGGACGCUCAGCACUUAGAGCGCCGCCUGCUGGAGCUGCUGCGCCACUGCAGCCUUGUCUACAACAACAUCGCACGGACACACACCCGACUGCUAAGCAUGAGACUGGUGUUUGAGGAGGACUGGAUUCUGGGUACAGACUCUGGUUGCCCCUCAGAGAGUCUGUUAGAGGAAGAGGGAGCUAAAGAGCCACCCUCACCCGCUCACCUCCCUCCUCCUCCUCCCUCUCCGUCCUCGCCUACCCAUGAGCACCUGGGGCUGGAGUGGGACCCCUCUGUCGAUAUCGGGCGCUCUGUCUCCCGUGACGACGCCGACUCGUCGUAUUUCAGCGCCAACGCCGGUCUGUGUCUGAAGAGGCGGAGCUACCUCAGCUCCCUCGGCUCUCAGUCGAACAUCAGCAACGACAAUCAGGAAGCAGAUUUGGUUUCUGUGCAGCGAUUGGACGGAUGGUUUGACCACGCCCACACCAGUGUCUUCUCGCCAGUGGCGACUCAGAGCGGCGGGACCCGGGUGAGCGGAGACCAGUGGGCGACCUCGACGCCUGACAGACAGGACAGCGAGCCGGUCGGCUUUGACGGCGGGCGUGUGAGGGCGUGGCUUGGCGAUCAGAGCCCCACCCCUCCAGAGAGGAGGACUUCCUGUUCCAAAGCGGUGCAGACGGAUGGCGAGGUGAAGUUUUAUCUUGAAGGUAGCCAACAUCACCAUGACAACACUCAACAGCCAUUUCCUGACCCAAUCCCUUCACUGUCACGUGACCUAAACGCCUCGUGUGACUGGUUGAAGCACCAUUAUCGAUCAAACCCUCUGGCUGAAGAAGAGCCGUCCUGUGAAGAAGUUGAGCGUCUUCUCUCCGAACAAAGCGUGACCUCCAGCAGCAGGGCCCCUUCCUCCCUGCUCUCCCCAGCCCUCCUCUACCUCCUCCUGGCUACAGCUCUGGUUCUCCUGGCCUGUCUGAUCUGGUUCCUGGAGCCGCCGUGUCACCGGAGCAGCAGGUUGCGUCAUAGCUUCCACCUGACGCUGAGGUACGUCAACGGGCCGCCGCCAACAUGAAGACCUUCCAGAGACUCUAAUAGAGUUUGGACAACGUACUUCCCUCAGGCUCUGCGGAAAGGAGGUUUGCAACUCAUCAUGUAAUGUCAACGAUUUGCUCAUUUCAAUUAACAACCGAGACUCAAACAUAGAAGAGCUGACAGAAAUCUGCAGGAUGAAAAAGCAGCAUAAAUAGGCCUUGAAUCAAGAGUGUCAAACAUACUUCUAUAAUACCAGAAAACAGCAAUUCUUGAUUCAAAUCCCACCGUUAGCUUACUACAAAUUAGCUUCAAAUUGUUUUAGUGCACACUUAACACUUACUGCCUUGUUCUGGAGCUUUUUCAAUUAAAAAAAACUACUCCAGAAAGAAAAAGCUACAGCCUGGUCAAAUCUAACUGGUUUGGAUGCAAACUUUACUGAUACCGAUCAUGUUAUAUCUGAUGCAGGCUCCUUUUCCACCAAAGUAGUUCUGGUUUCUGAACCAGUUCUGUUUAAGAUUCUUGGCGGUAUCUAGCAAACCAGCCGGCGUUUCCAUCAUUUUAAUUGGAUGCUCCACUUUGGUUGCUAAUUUAUUUCUUGGUUCCAGCAAGGAACUAACGAUGUGCUUGUUAAUUCCAACUUUCAGUUUGAGUUUCUAUUAUCCUCAAUUAUGCUGACCAUUAAAUUACAUUUGAAAUAUAUUCAACACAUUCUCAUUCCAGGUUGUGCGACACUGUUUUGUCAUGCGUCUUACAAGGUACCCCUUAAAUCCUAGCAGUUCCCAUCCCUAAACACAAACCACAGUCUCCAAGUCCUGUGUUUGACCCAUCCAUCACCCCAAACACCUCCUUACACGGACUUUCUCACUCUUUAUAACACACAACAUGACGUACUGGGUUACAUUGCGUCUUAAACUGAUGCUAAAGGAUAUGUUGUGCGUCUGCAUAGAGACAAAAUGGCGGUAUUCGACGCCCUGGCAAUGACAAUGGACUUGUUUCCUACUAGGAACUAAUGACAUGAAAACAAGUCUGAUUUCACUUGGUGGAAAGUGUAUUCAUUCAGUUUUAUCCCUUUGUAGAAGAGUGUCCAUGCCUUUAAAAGAAUAUAACUAUAACAGAAUGUAUUUGAAGUAAUGGGAAGUUGUAAUACUUAUAUAUUUUUUAUGUACCUCUAAGAGUUUUGGUCAGUAAAAAAAUUCAUAAAAGCCUUAUUUACCAGAAUGAUGCUACGUUAUUUUAGUAUAGGAGGAAAAGUCCUCCCUUCACCUGGCCUCACACGGGGCACCAUAAUAAGUUUCCUUUACGCUUGCAUUGUGAAAGAAGCAGUUGUAAAACGGUGGACACAACCCCCGCAAACUGACUCGUUUUAUUAUCUAAAUUUGAUCCAUUCGGUCCGACAACAUUUGAAAAGUCUAAAAGAGCUGCACAAUGAAAUCAUUUUGUCCCCUUCAUGCCAGUGGCGGGCUAAACUGGAAGUUAGAAACUUGGCCAGUGGUAGUCUUGACUUCAUGCGUCACUGAGCAGCUUCAUUAACAAAGCCCCGCCUCCAACGCUGUUCCAGUCCUCCCUUAAAUACAUCUGUUAUGUUAGAUCACUUUCCCAUAGCGGUGGCUAGGCUAAUACUGUCAGCUAGGUAGCACAAAAAAACAAAUUGUGUGCAUACAAUAUGUAGCAGGGAAUGGAAGUUAAAUGAGGAUUAAUAAUAGAUGUAUUUACGCUGUUAAAAUAAAAAUGCUGUAAAAUAAA